Messenger RNA from Puccinia graminis f. sp. tritici CRL 75-36-700-3, 417 nucleotides. RefSeq lists its product as uncharacterized. The transcript has 3 exons. The coding region runs from base 1 to 417 and encodes 138 amino acids. Lineage: Eukaryota; Fungi; Basidiomycota; Pucciniomycetes; Pucciniales; Pucciniaceae. The record is from RefSeq and is a predicted model, not a curated record.
AUGUCUAUCGCUGAACGAGUACCGAUAAUCAUGGCUAAUCGAACCCCACUAAUCUCCUGGACUGCCGAUGCAGUCAAUGAUGGCCCCACCAGUAACACAAUCCUAAUCCAAUGGCUUGCAACCAGCAACAACUAUGUCCGAUGGCGAUCAGGUGAAUCAAAGCGGGCCAUGUGUCAAGAGAUCAUUGCAGAUAUGCGACUGCAUGGCAUCCACCAUCGCAAUUAUCAUUCAAUCAUGCUUCGGAUGACUCUGCUUGAAGGCUCUUAUAAGCAGGCAUACCAGUGGGAAACUACCACUGGCGGAUUCAUCACUGCGAUUGGUGUUGAUGGCCACACAACGGUCUCGGUUCGAGAGCAUCUACUACGGAUCUGUCGGUACUGGGACAAACUUGAUCCAAUUAUGCGACCGAUCAUAUGA